CUCAGCCCUUCUGGCACGGACUUUUCCUCUGCCACGAGAGCUUCUCCAGCAACAACUGCUAAACCUGCAGUUACCUCUUGGAUGAGACAAAUUCCUCAACCCCCUUUUUUGCCAGUUCCUGGAAGAAUCUGCACCGCAGACAGAGAGCUUGGAAGAAUCAUCUGAAGAAAAUUGCUCCCCAAAAGGAAGACGCAGAGCAUUAGAAAACCCAAGUAUUCAGCUUGGCCUCUGACCACCUCUAACAAACAUAGACCUGCCCGAUAGCAGUCAGGGCUGCAGCGACUGCUCCCUGCCUGGCUCUAUGGAGGAGCAGGAAGACAACUUCGUGCUUUCCCUCAGAACCAACACCAGCAAGUGCAGCCUUGAGACUAACCAAACAGGUGCCCCAACAUGCUGGUCAGGAGCAACUAGGGGUGGCCCGGAGGUGGUGAUUGUACCAGUGCUUUUUGGGUUGAUUUUCCUCCUAGGAAUGGUGGGAAACACAUUGGUGUUGGUUGUUUUGGGGCGACUCCGGCCUGGGGGACGCCCAUCACGCAGCGCUACCAACAUCUUCAUCCUGAACCUGAGCAUUGCAGAUUUCUCCUUUCUGCUCUUCUGCGUUCCCUUCCAGGCCACCAUCUACUCCCUGCCAGAGUGGAUCUUUGGUGCCUUCUUUUGCAAAUGGGUUCACUACUUGGCCAUGGCAACAAUGCUGGUCAGCAUCUUCACUCUGGUGGCUAUGUCUGUGGACAGAUACAUUGCUGUGGUCCAUGCCAAGCGUUCACUCUGCAUCCGCAGCAAGCGCAAUGCUGCCCUCGGUGUGGGUGUCAUUUGGCUGCUGUCUCUACUCAUUGCCAUCCCUGUGGCUCAGCAUCAGGCCCUCUUGAGUGGUCAUCAGCAAGCACCCAACAGCUCCUUCUGCUGGGAGCACUGGGCAGAUGGUUCAACAGCCAAGCAGAUGUACAAGAUUACCAUCCUGCUGGUGGGAUACCUCCUGCCCCUGGUGCUCAUCAGCUGCUGCUAUGCCAAGGUUUUAUAUCAUCUCCAUACUAAAGUAAAGAACAUUUCCAAGAAGUCAGAGAGAUCAAAGAAGAAGACAGCGCAGACGGUGCUUCUCGUGGUCACCGUGUUCCUGCUCUCCUGGCUGCCACACCACAUCAUCACGAUGUGGGCAGAGUUUGGGCAGUUUCCCCUGAACAACAUCUCCUUCACCUUCCGCAUCAUCUCUCACUGCUUAGCCUAUGGGAACUCUUGUAUCAACCCCAUCAUUUAUGCUUUCCUCUCGGAAAACUUCCGCAAGGCCUGCCGGCAAGUCUUCACCUGCAAGUUCUUCCCACGGUCUGUUCCCACUGAGAUGCUGGCCAGAAUACGCAUGGAGAACUUCUCUACCACACAUUCGACCACCAACAUAUAA
Messenger RNA from Grus americana (Whooping crane), 1393 nucleotides. Its product is annotated as galanin receptor type 1-like. Gene Ontology annotation, cellular component: membrane. Gene Ontology annotation, biological process: neuropeptide signaling pathway. Gene Ontology annotation, molecular function: G protein-coupled peptide receptor activity. NCBI's taxonomy places the organism in Eukaryota, Metazoa, Chordata, Aves, Gruiformes, Gruidae. The coding region runs from base 302 to 1393 and encodes 363 amino acids. The record is from RefSeq and is a predicted model, not a curated record. The transcript is spliced from 3 exons.